This is a messenger RNA of Sorghum bicolor (sorghum), 4250 nucleotides long. Its product is annotated as CRIB domain-containing protein RIC7. Lineage: Eukaryota; Viridiplantae; Streptophyta; Magnoliopsida; Poales; Poaceae. The coding region runs from base 3187 to 3897 and encodes 236 amino acids. The transcript has 5 exons. The record is from RefSeq and is a predicted model, not a curated record.
GCUCUAUUUAAUUAUUUAUACAAAUGCAAACACAAUGUUUUGGACUGACCAUCAUUUUUUUAUAAUGAUUGUUGUGCUAUCCACAAUUUUUUGUCCCAAGCAUACAAUUUUUUGUUCCUAUAAUUUGCAUGAUUUUGUUAUAGGUGUUCAAACUUUAGUUACUCCUGUAUUUUUUUGUUCUACAAUGGACCACAAAUCACCUCCAUCAAUAAUGUUGGAUCCUUCAUAUAAAACUUGAAGUCUGAUUCAUGCAUCAUGAGCGCUCUUUUCGUCACAUACAAGGUAGAGAACAUCUUCACUCAAAGUAAAAUGUUUAUUUUUUGAAUGAAAAGACGGGAAAAAAGGUCCCACCUGAUUCUAGUCAAGACUAGUGGUGGAGGGCAAUAACCCUAAGUGCAGUUACAAGUCAUGGAAGAGGGAGAGAGAUCGUUACAUAUGGAACAAUUGACACCACGCCACAAGAUUCAUAGCUGUUGUGGGGCUUGGCAGCUCCAUGCCGUGGCAAAGUCCCUGCAGGCAGCGAGCAGUCAUAGAAGACUAGGCUGCUCUCUAUGAAAUACCAUACUAUUGUGGGGACAGCCAAAGAUGAUAUGAAUCUGUCAUUUCCUCCCUUGUUCCACAGAGUUCGCAGCGUGCGUCUUCCACGAUCAUUUUCCUUUUGAGGCUGCCCGACUCUGAUUUUUGUUUUGUACCAACAACCACCCAAAGAAUUUCACACAUGGGGGAGUGAAGUUUCUCCGGGCGAGCCUAUGCAUCGAUUUCUGCUCCUCGGAGCUCAUGGAUGCUUUGUAGAUUGCACUUGUCAAGGUUUUAUGUGAUCCAUUCACAAAGUUGCAGUGCCAAAAUCUGAGUUUGACAGGAUGUUGACAUCGGUGAGGUAGGACUCUAGGGUGGUCAUCUCUUCCUUGGCAACUCUAGAAUAGGAGAGGUUGAAGGCGGUGGGUCCACCACGGUGGUCGCCUGACCAUAGGGGGUGUUAGCCGGCCCCCUCCCUAACACGGGGUCUCCCCUUCUGUGGGGUCUCUUGGCACCUUUCUUACUAGUAUGUGAGCCUGUGGGUCCAUCGUGAUGUUAGUUUUUUUUAUAUAAGUGGGUCUUUUGAUCUAUGUUCUCUCAUCUUUCACCAUUGAGAGAAAGCACAACUUGGACCCAAGAGUGGAGAAUGGUUUGGAGGGGUUGUAGGACCCACUCGUGGGUGGUCGGGCGACCCCUGUGUGGGCACACAAGCUUCAUUUCCUCUAUAUUGCUAAGUCAUGUAGAGAAAUACUCCACAUACAUGUGGAGCUUGUUAUUUGAUAAAAUAUGUUUUAUCUUUUUUUAUAGGCUGUUGAUGGUGUUUUUGGAUAUGUGAAAGUAUGGCAUUAUCACCAUCAACAAUAAGCAUAGCUCUUUAACUUUGACCAAGUUGUGUAAAAAUGUAUUAACACUUACAAGUUCAAAUAAAUGCUCUAUCAAAACAUACUUCAUAGAAAAUUUAGUCAGAAAUAAGGAAAACACGACCAUUAGGGCUCCACCGGGAACCAAGAUGCAAGAAAAAAGGCGGUGGCCGCUUGGUUUGGGUGCUCAAAGCGCGGAUCUGCAUGGCUUCUGCUGCUUUGGCAAGGCCAUAGUGUGGUGCAACCUGAUUGCAUGCUCCAGCUAGGAAACUAGUUGCAGCUCGUAUGGCGCACCCUUGGCACAGAAAAUGGUGGGUGCUUUCUAGAUUUCCACGGGAAGCCAAAACUAGGGAAGUAGUGGUGACGAAGGGUGCCUUCUAGAGCUUCAGGCAUGGAUCUGGCAGUCCUGAUUGUGGAUCUAGUGUCAUCGAACAUGGUGGUGUUUUCGGUGGAGUUAUCAACAACAUAGGCUACUUGGGCACUCUGAUCUCCUCCUAAUGGAUGGAUCUAUGUUCCCUUUUCCAUCAUCAGUGUAUUGAUUUGUGCGAUGGUGGUCAUCGAUGUGCAGCCAUCAACCCUGGAUUAUGCUAGUUGUUGGUGUGUUGUUGAUGCAGUAGGUUGGAUGCUAGAUGAAAGUCUUUGUCUAGCUAUUGGGCUAACAACAAUGAUGCCUUUGUGAACCCUAUUACUUCUUAGAGGCAUCUGUUGAUGCACCCUCCUCUCUCGGUGUGGAUGUUUCAGGAGAAAUCUGUGUCUAUGUUGGACAGGCUGCAAUGACGUUCAUACGUUGUCUUCCUUCUUGAAGGUGUUGUCUUUAUAGUUCCAUGCACAGUUCUCACUUUGGUGGUUUUGUUUUGACGUCAAAGUUUCUUAGUAAAUGAGGAUGCGAAGGAUUGCUACUGUAGAAGAUCAAAUUUUAAGGCUUGACAUCAAGAGUUUCUGAGUAAGCUAGGAUGCGAAGGAUUGUCGGUGCACAAGAUUAAAGCAAGUUUGAAGCAAGGACAUAUAAGUUUGAAGUUUAAUCUUUCUAACUCUCUUAGUCUUUUUGCUCUUUGUUUUUGUGUACUUUAGUUUUAGUCUAAAUGUGUAUAUCCACGUGCGGAUAGCGAAUUUCUACCCAUUAUCUAAAAAAUGAAAAAUUUAAUCAAGCAAAUUUUAUGUUCUAAAUGUCAUUACAUUUUCAUAAACAUGGCCAAACGGAUGGAUGGAAGCGGAACAUGUGCAUAUAAUAGUUGGAAUGGAAAAAUCAUGUGAACUCAUCAUGGUAAAAAUUAACAACCACACAUUAUUUCCAGCAGUGACAUCUUUGCCCAAAUGACUAUCUUUAGAUAGACUCGUCUGCAUCCUCCAUCCAGUUUCCCAUAACCGUCUUCUCCUUAAAUAGCCAAAAGAAAAGGACAGGUAGCCUCUUCCUACGCCCAAGGAUGGUUGAAUAAUAUUAGGAGAAGAGCUCAAAGGGUUCUUGACCCUCUAAAAAAUUAGGCAUAAGAUAGAUCUCCUCUUCUCACCCUCGAAGUAACAUUGACCGCAAAGGGCCAUCCGCUGCGGUCAGUGUAAGUUUCUGAAUCAUAUUUUGGCAAUGCCUAAGGCUAGACAAUAUUGAGCUAGCCUUUACAAAGAAAGAGACUGAGAGGGGAGAAGAAUGGCACUGGCGCAUUGAGGAAGGUUGAGAACCAGUUAACAAGAAUUGCCAGCAUUUGGACAAUCUUGUUAACAGUGUUUUAAGGUUCCCAGCAGACAAUUUGCGAGUUCAAGAAGAGUGCGUGCAUCCACAUUGAUAUAAGCAAGGUUUAAUAAUAAGAGAAGAAACAUGGGCACAAAGAUGAAGAAGGGGAUCCUGAAGCCGUUCCGCUAUAUCUCAAACAUGAUGGAUGGUAAGGAGCCUGAAAUGCAAAUUGGGUUCCCAACGGAUGUAAAACAUGUGGCACACAUCGGUUGGGAUGGUCCUGGCUCCAACAACAAUAACAGCAACAAUAAUGCUGGAGGAGCACCUAGCUGGAUGAAGGAUUACCACUCGGCACCGCUUGACUCGUCCUCUUUUAGGAGCGAGAGUGGGGGCACCGCUGCUGCAAAUCCCUGGGCUUCUCAAGAGAUAGUGAUGGAUGGAGGCAACAGCAUCGGAGACACCUCCUUCAGGGACACGAAAAGCGAGGCAGGCGGCGCCGACGUCGGCGGCGGCGAUUCCCCACCGACCCCCGGCUCGCGCCGGGCGAGACGACACCGCUCCCGGGGCUCCGCCACCUCGUCCAUGGACGUCAGCACCGGCGCUGAGGGCGGCGCCGAGGAGAGGAAGAAGGAGAAGGGCAAGAAGGGCACCCGCAAGAACCGCAAGAAGGACAAGUCGGCCGGCGACGACGCCGCCUCGGCCACCUGCCAGGACCUCCCCGCCGUUCCCAAGAAGUCCAACCGCCGGAAAAACAAGGGCAGCAGCGACGGUGGCGCCGCGGCCAAGGACAGCGCCACGGCCGCGCCGGAGGAGGGGGCGGCAACGACCCCACCCGCCGCCGUGGACGACGACUAGAGGGUGGUGAUAAUCCAAGCGGCUGCGGCCUCGCGUAUACGAACUAAAAUUUGACGUCGUUUUCGGAGAUGAAAUCAAGAUGCCGAAAAGUACUUUGAGCCCAAUUUUCGUAAGAUCAAGUGGCAGUCGAUCGAUAUAUUAUGUAUAUGGUACUCAUCACAAGGGCACAUGCAUGGAGGAGUUCAAGGUCACGAACAUUUAGCGUUCUCAGGAGUGGGGUGUGCACGCACAAAUGCCAUUCUUUUCUCUGUUUCUUUCUGUAUGUAUGUAAUAUUGAUCCGCUUUUUCUGACCUGUUAUAUAUCUUGUUCAAGAUUUCAUAUAUAAAUUAUACUUUGUGCGACAUAUUUCUGA